Closterium sp. Yama58-4 is the source of this 1533-nucleotide messenger RNA. Lineage: Eukaryota; Viridiplantae; Streptophyta; Zygnematophyceae; Desmidiales; Closteriaceae. The record is from the annotation of a GenBank genome assembly.
AUGAGGGCUGGUGUUGAUGUCUUUGCUCUUGACUAUGAUGCUAUUAUUGCUGCCAUGUAUGCAUUGACUGUUAGUGCCGAGGGAGACUGUUACCUGUGUGUGCCGCCUGACCCAGGUAUAGAGCCUGCUGCCCUGGGUACUAGUGAGUCUGCUCUCUCUGGUAUGGUGCCCCCUGUACUUGCUCCCCCCAGUGCUGUCCCGGCUGGUUUCGAGUCUGCUCUCUCAGGUACAGCACCCACACAGACUCCUCUCUCAGGUACCGCACCGGCUGAGGCCUGUCACACCUUCACCCUUGACUCAGUCCUUGCCCAGUCCACCACUGUCCUCCCUUGUCCGGCGGUUCCGUCUGGCUCGUUGUCGGGUUUCCACCUCCCCUCGUUCUCGACGAACCUGGUGAGCAACGCUGUCCUCCAGGAUCAGUGGGUUGACACCUUUACCCCUGGCGGACAGCGUGUGGCGAUCUGCACGUGCUCCAGGACCGGCCGUCACCUGGCUACGUUCACCCGUCGGCCGGGGUCGAGUCUCUACACACUGACCACUGCGUCUCCCCAGGUCGCUGCUGUCGGUCAGGUGUCUGCGUCAGGUCUGGUGGCCCACGCCUGUGAGUGUCGUUCCCUGUCGCACCAGACUCUUCUCUGGCACCACCGCCUGGGUCACCCCUCCUUGCCACGCCUUCGUGGCAUGCACCGUCGCCUCCUUGUGUCCGGUCUUCCCAGGUCCCUCCCUCCCCUCCCUGCCUCGCCUGCGCCGCCUUGCCUUCCUUGCGUCGAGGGGCGGCAGCGCGCCGCUCCUCACUCCUCCUCGUUCCCCCCGACAGAGGCUCCUCUGGAGACCCUCCACCUGGACGUGUGGGGCCCAGCCCGCGUUCGUGGUCAGGGCGGUGAGCGGUAUUUUUUGCUGGUUGUCGACGACUACUCGCGUUACACCACGGUCUUCCCCUUGCGCACCAAGGGUGAGGUCCCUGCUGUUCUGAUCCCUUGGAUCCGCACGGUUCGUCUCCAGCUCCGCCGCCGUUUCCGGACGGAUCUUCCUGUCCUGCGUCUGCACUCUGACAGAGGUGGUGAGUUUUCCUCCGACCUCUUGAGGACCUUCUGUCAGGCGGAGGGCAUCGAGCAGACCUUCACGCUUCCGGACUCCCCACAGCAGAAUGGGGUUGCUGAGCGUCGCAUUGGCCUGGUCAUGGAGGUCGCUCGUACCUCCUUGGUCCACGCGGCGGCUCCCCAUUUUCUGUGGCCGUUUGCUGUCCGGUACGCCGCGCAUCAGCUCAACCUCUGGCCCCGUGUCUCCUUGCCGGAGACCUCGCCCACACUGCGUUGGACGGGGGAGGUUGGCGAUGCGUCGCGCUUCCGGGUGUGGGGUGCUCGUGCCCUUGUCCGCGAUACGUCUGCGGACAAGCUCUCCUCCCGCACGCUUCCCUGUGUCUUCCUUGGCUUUGUCCCUGACGCGCCUGGCUGGCAGUUUUACCACCCCACCUCGCGCCGGGUCUUCGCCUCUCAGGAUGUCACCUUUGACGAGUCGGUGUCUCUCAGGUAG